Molecule: messenger RNA, 2279 nt
Organism: Pelobates fuscus (common spadefoot toad)
Lineage: Eukaryota; Metazoa; Chordata; Amphibia; Anura; Pelobatidae
Gene: FLOT1
Product: flotillin 1
Exons: 13
Coding region: 32-1468 (478 amino acids)
Biological process (GO): protein localization to plasma membrane; positive regulation of cell junction assembly; regulation of receptor internalization
Cellular component (GO): cytoplasmic vesicle; flotillin complex; plasma membrane
Source: RefSeq, a predicted model, not a curated record
CCCGGGCAGCAGGGGGCGCUGUGAGAGCUCUAUGGUUUGCUGCCUCCCCCAUAGUCAGGGUGAGAGGGGGUCAGGGUGGAGCUGCAGAGAGGAAGAAAACACAGAGCCAGGAGUAACCCAUCACACAGCGAAUACCUAUUAUAUACAGUGCCAGCCACUGCAGGAGCCAGGCAGCAAGAUGGUAUUCUAUACUUGUGGGCCCAAUGAAGCUAUGGUUGUAUCAGGGUUCUGCCGCAGCCCUCCAGUAAUGAUCGCAGGAGGUCGGGUCUUUGUUCUGCCUUGUGUACAGAAGAUACAAAGGAUCUCCUUAAACACACUGACAUUGAAUGUUAAGAGUGAGAAGGUGUAUACCCGUCAUGGAGUCCCAAUUUCAGUUACUGGUAUCGCCCAGGUGAAGAUCCAGGGGCAGAAUAAAGAGAUGCUGGCAGCUGCUUGCCAAAUGUUCCUUGGUAAAAGUGAGAACGAGGUUGCUCAUAUUGCCCUGGAAACCUUGGAGGGCCAUCAGCGUGCCAUCAUGGCUCAUAUGACCGUGGAGGAGAUAUACAAGGACCGACAGAAGUUUUCUGAGCAAGUUUUCAAAGUGGCCUCAUCUGAUCUAGUUAACAUGGGAAUUAGUGUUGUCAGUUACACCCUGAAAGACAUUCACGAUGACCAGGGAUACCUGGUCUCUCUGGGUAAGGCACGGACGGCACAGGUACAGAAGGAUGCAAGGAUUGGGGAGGCUGUGGCCAAGAGAGAUGCUGGCAUCAAGGAAGCAGAGGCUCAACAGGCAAAGGUCUCGUCACAGUACGUCAAUGAGAUUGAGAUGGCGAAAGCUCAGAGAGAUUAUGAACUAAAGAAAGCUUCGUAUGAUUUGGAGGUGAAUGCCAGGAAGGCAGAAAGUGACCUGGCUUAUCAGCUGCAGGUGGCCAAGACCAAGCAGAAGAUUGAGGAGCAGAAAGUCCAGGUCCAGGUGGUGGAGAGGACACAGCAAAUCCAAUUGCAGGAUCAAGAAAUCCAGCGCAAGGAGAAGGAGCUGGAAGCCCGGAUUAAGAAGCCAGCUGAUGCUGAACGCUACCGACUGGAGAAAAUUGCUGAAGCUGAAAGAAUGAGGCUGAUCACUGAGGCCGAGGCAGAAGCUGAAUCGAUCAAGGUUAAGGGCGAAGCCCGUGCCUAUGCAGUUGAGAUCAAGGCUCGUGCCGAUGCUGAACAGAUGGCCAAAAAGGCCGAAGCUUUCCAGGAAUACCAGGACGCAGCCAUUGUGGAUAUGUUACUGGAGAAACUACCUGAGAUUGUUGAUGAGAUUAGUAAGCCCAUGACACAGGUGAAGAAGAUCAAGCUGAUCUCAAGUGGUGGGAGCGAGGUUGGUGCCUCCAAGAUUACCGGUGAAGUUCUGGAUAUUCUCAAUCGCCUUCCAGACACCGUGGAGAGGUUGACCGGUGUCAGCAUUAACCAGACCGGAUAUAAGAAGCCAGGACGCAUGUCGUAACUUCUGAUGGAAAAUUACCCAGCUGCCUCUUCUACCUGUAUUCUCCAGAACUGUUUGGAUUCAUGUUGGUGGCAGCUGCUUGUAUGAGAUUUUUGGCCUUUUGUACUCGGCCUACACUGAAAGAAAGAACGUAUGUCAGCCAUUUUAUAUAUGCUUUGGCCAUUGGCUUUUUUUUUUAUUUUGCAAGUGAACGUGGGGCAAUUUAAAAUGUCCUACCUACGCACUACAAUAUGUGUUCUUAAGUGACUGCACCGCCAACCAAAGGUCCAAUGCCACGUUUUCACUCUUCUUUUUAGUUAAUGUUUUAGAGACAGUUACAUUGCCUGUUAUUCCAUAAUGGACUUUUUCUACCAUUAUCCAAUUUCAGCCUUUUAUCUACAUGUUUUGUUUUUAUUAUUUACACAGGCCCUAGGCCUUCCUGUCCCAUAUUAUUCUGUAGCACUCAGGCCUUCAAAAUGAAUGUUGUUUAUCUAUCUCCUAUGAUAUAAACCCUUGAUUUAGCCUCUUAUUAACUCAAGAAAAAAGGUAGUGGAGUGCUCAACUGCUUGGUCCCUGUGUGUUUCAGUCCCAACAUGGCUAUUCUUGACCCUGCUUGCAGUGAAGGAGCAAGUGUGCCAGUCCCAAGAUGGCCGCUUAAUGUUUUCAUAUGUAUCUCUCUGUGUUUGUGAUUACGUGUUGAAUCAUGCACUGUCUCUCCCACAUAUCCUUUCAUCAGAAAAUAUUAACUGUGAACUUGUGCCUGUAGCUCAAUCCAGUGAAUGCCUUAUACUUGGAGAUAUUGUUAUGGUUAAUAAAUGUGUUCCACAAUUAA